Molecule: messenger RNA, 387 nt
Organism: Suillus plorans
Lineage: Eukaryota; Fungi; Basidiomycota; Agaricomycetes; Boletales; Suillaceae
Exons: 3
Coding region: 130-342 (70 amino acids)
Source: RefSeq, a predicted model, not a curated record
CUUCAUCGCGUUCAGUGGGUGAUUGGGGGUCUGGCAGGAGAAGAGCCAAACAAAUGCCUUUUUAGUCCAGCUGAUCACUCUCGCCGAAGCUGAUCACUCCCGCUUUCCAUAUACCACCACAAACAAACAAUGCGCUUCUUUUUCCUCACCUUUAUUGUUGGGUUGACAGCGUCUAUAUUGUCUGUCACAGCAAAGCGACCAAACUGUAGCCCACCUGGAGGUAUUUGCGUAACGGAUAGUAACUGUUGUGAGAGCAAUGAUACCUGCAAUGGUGGCGUGUGCGAGCUUGCGGCGAGCCUCCCCACCCGCCGUAGCGACACACUACUAAACGCUGCUGAUUGAGAAAUGAAUAGAGGUGAUACUUAUAUGGGGUCAGACUGGCCAGCG